This is a messenger RNA of Syzygium oleosum, 966 nucleotides long. RefSeq lists its product as uncharacterized. NCBI's taxonomy places the organism in Eukaryota, Viridiplantae, Streptophyta, Magnoliopsida, Myrtales, Myrtaceae. The record is from RefSeq and is a predicted model, not a curated record. The transcript is spliced from 2 exons. The coding region runs from base 89 to 694 and encodes 201 amino acids.
UUCUUUUGAUCGAAAUAUCUUUCGACUUGAUAUCCGUUUCUUAUCCACCCGCUCACGUUCCCCAGUUCACACUCUCAGCCACUCGCUCAUGGCUCUAGCUACGGUAGUCCACGGCGGUGAUGGGGGUGGCAGGAUCUUCCACACCACCACCACCGCCACCACCACCGUCCCAAUUCGCCACCUCCUCUUCCCCCUCACGCCCAGAAGAACCGUCCACAUAGCCUCGGCCAAGAAGCUUCCCUCGAGAACCGGCAAAUUCGACAGCAAGAACCGGAGGAGCACCGCCACCACCACCACCGAGGACCAGGAGGACGGCGAAGAUUACGGCCAAGGCCAAGGGACGGCCGAGGUCGAGAGGGUCGGGCCCGAGAGCAGCGCCAUGGGGAGCUCCGGCGUCGCCGGCGACGACGGGUAUUUCCUGCCGGAGCUUCCUGGGGACAAGCCUGAUUUCUGGGAGGGCCCUCAGUGGGACGCUCUCGGGUUCUUCGUGCAGUAUAUGUGGGCUUUCGGCAUCGGUUUCGCGUUGAUUGCGUGUGGCAUUGCCGUCACAACAUACAAUGAAGGAGCUACAGACUUUAAGGAUACACCAGCCUACAAGGAGUCGGUCCAAUCGCGGGAGUUCCUGGAAGAACCCGACGCUAACUCAGAUGUGUUCGAGUCCAAUCCGACUGAGGUGGCCCCCAGCUUGGAAUGAAUAGGCACACGCCAUUGAAUGGAUCUUGUAUGGAUCAUAUAAGUCUCAGACAGAGAAACAAACCAGAAAGAAGGGACCUUUUCUCCAUUUAGAGGAAGUUACUGUAAUUUCCUUCUGUCAGUGUGAUUCAAAUACUUUAGUUUCCGGAAUGGAUAUAAUGUUCUUCAAGCACGAGCUGAAAACCGAGGACCCCAUACAUGAAUCGCUGUUGUCCACGGACUGGUUACUUUUGAUUGCCCUCGAUAUGCAAUCGCUUGAAUCUCUUUCCACAA